AUGUUCUCUCCAAGUUCUUCUGUUCUCUGCACAACUGAACUUGCUUUCAAACAAAGCGGCUUUCUCAGGAUACAAGUCAUUUGCUGCUUCUAUCAUACACUCUUUGAUGAAGUUGCUAUUAACUCCAGAAUUAUUAAAGGACACCGAUUAUCUGUGAAUUACUGCCAAUUCUUGAAUGAGGAUAGACUUAUACUCAGUUGCUCAGAUGACAAAACAACCAAACUUUGGAACCCUACAACAAGUAAAUGUAUUGAAACAUUUCAUUAUGAAAAAUCCAAAGCUAUACGAAAGGCCCAUGUUAACUCUAACAAUUGCGAGAUAUGUGGUAUCAAAAAUGAAACAGUUUUACAUAUUGUGAGUGAGUGUAGCAAAUUGGCUCAAAAGGAAUACAAAAAGAUGCAUGAUAAUGUAGCUAAGUUUGUUAAUUGUGGCGAUGACAAACGGGUUCUCUACUGGGAUAUGGAACAAAAACGAAUGAUAGUUUGUAUCUUAUUGUUGUCUUUAUGCACUAUUAUGUAUGGUGUGCUGGAGGUGUUAUUUUAUAUAUGUGUUCUAAAACCUAAAACAAAUUCUGCAUUUCAAAUCACUGCUAGUCUAAAGAAAGAUUGCUAUAAUUCUUUGCAGAAAGAAAUACAAUUUUUCUUGACGUUUACAGAUUUUCACAAAAAAACUUCGACAUGUCUAAGGUUCACACAAGAGGAUGAUAAAUUAGUUUCUACAUCAUUUGAUGGUUCUGUGUCAGUUUUUGACUUGAGAACAAACAGAGCCACACUUACUUUGACGGGACACAAUAAUAUUGUUUCUUGCUGUGCACUGACUUUAAAUGACCACUUCCUGGUCACUGGUGGAUGGGACAAAAUUGUAAAUAUAUGGGAUAUUGCAAUAGGAAAAUACAGAACAACAGGACCAACUUCAUUACAUGGACAUGAAGGCUCCAUUAGCUGUUGUGUGUUUGGUCUAGAGGGAAAAUGGCUUGUGACAGGGGGUUAUGACAAUUUAAUCAUCUUGUGGGAUCUUACUGAAAAUAGGGAGCAAUAUAGAUUAACUGAACAUAUUAAUUGGGUUCAUAGUGUUGAUAUUGGUAAAUCCCAGCGUUCUAUACUUUCCUGUUCUCGGGACCGCACUGUCCGAAUCUGGGACAUUGAUAAUAUCAGUUCCAUAUCAACAUUACUACCUGGAAAUGAUUUUAUUCCUAGAAUAUUACAGUGUGAAAGAUGUAACAAAACAUUCAUACCUCUCAAUGAUUAUCAGAAUACCAAGUUGCUGCUAUGUACAUAUUGCAAACUUGAUUCUUGCAUUAAAAAAUACCAUGACUAAUGCAUUUCUUUCAAAGCUAAUCCCAAAGAAUUACACCUAAUACAAAAAUGUUUUUUGUUGUUUUUUUUCCACCCCUCCCCACCGAAACUUAAACGAAAAUAUUGCCUUCAAAACAGUGGCUUUGACAACUAUUAGAGAAGAUAUAUUCUUCACAGUGGUUUUCUAAUAUGGAUGUACAAUGCUAAUUUGUUCAAAAUGCAGAGCACAAGUCAGUUGCAAAAGUUGUUGGCCAUUAAAGGCCAUGGUACACAGGAAUGAAACUGUACAGUAAAAAGUUACAGUGGGAGCCUAGUAUUUAUGUUCAGUUUUUAACUGAACAUAAAAACAAACAUUAACACUAUGUGUGUGUGUAUAAAAACAAAAAAAUUAUAUUUUAGGCUAGAAAUGAACUGAAUUUCAGUAAUUUAAAUGUCAGUAAAUUUGACAAAGUAUAUCACUCUUGUAUUUUGAUCACCGUUCUUAAGAGGCUCUAAAUAGCCAAUCAUUAGGUUAUCAAACUAGUACUUUAGUUAUUGAGCCAUGGAGGUUACUGUAAUUUUUUCCAAUUUAGUUUUUACUUUGAUUCAAAAUAUAUCUCCUAAUUAUGUAAACCAGUCUUCCAUAUUAUUGUUCAUUAGCAACAAUGAAUAAUUAAGUAUGCUAGUCAUACUUGUCACUCAUUACAUUACUUUACUCUUCAAGUUUACUCGCAUGUAAACUGAUCUGCUGAAAACAGCAGUCAAAUCGUUCUUGAAUCACUACAUUCCAUCUUUAAAAAAAUGAAUGCAUUGGGUAGUAUAGUCCCUGAUAUACAAAAAGAUGGUCAGAGCUGGAAUGCCUGUGAUCAGAUGUCUGCUUGAUCUGGGCUGACCGUGGGCUAAACAUCAAUAACCAUUUUGUAGUUAUUAUAUUAGCCUUAGUAACAGACAGAUAUUUUACCUAUCAUUUUCUUAACCAUAGUCAAUAAAUUUUGCAGAAGAUUUGUUUAUCAUUUAACAUGCUUCAGUAACUUCAAAGUCCAAUUGCUUAGUCCUGGCAGCACCAAAAUUUCAGAUCUAGCUCCAGCCUUAAUCAGUGCCUGAUUAAAUUACAUAACAUGUAUAAUUUUCUUGGGGUAAAAUACACAAGAUUGAAAAUUAUCUGAAGACUUUUCAAGGAUGUGAAAGUUUGAACUCAGUGUUGAAAGCUAAUACAAUCCUUAUCCCUGCAGGUGUGAACUAUUUCUAGUAUUAAUUUAAAACAAGCUGGUCAAGGUUAACAAAAGUGUCUUAGUUAUGGUCACUCUGCAACACCUGUGUUUAGAAACUAAUAAUUAGUCAUUUGACUUAGUGACUCUUAUAAUCUAUUGGGUCCUAAUGAAGAUAGUUUUUUCAUGUAAUGUAUCAAUAGAAAUAGUCUCCAGGCUUGAUCCAUAGAGACAAUUGAACUCUGCACUAACAUGUCAAAACACCCAUUAAUGUUACAAUGUUGUAGCUAACUUGUGAUAGCUACUUACAGUUAUAUGGCUUCGGUCAUCAAAUCUUAAGUGCUUCGGU
Molecule: messenger RNA, 2831 nt
Organism: Octopus bimaculoides (California two-spot octopus)
Lineage: Eukaryota; Metazoa; Mollusca; Cephalopoda; Octopoda; Octopodidae
Product: WD repeat domain-containing protein 83 homolog
Molecular function (GO): protein binding
Source: RefSeq, a predicted model, not a curated record